UAGGUGGCGCUAUAAACCAACAGUUAGAACCGCCUUAGAAACUAGUGAAGAAGAAGAAGAAGAAGAAGAACCUGCGGCGGCGCGGGAAACAUGAACACGGUGCAUUAUGGGCUCAUCUCUGCUUUCUGUUGCUGAGCAGCUUUUGAAAGACCUUCAGAGAACUUACUCCGAGACAAACCAGAUACCAGAUGACCUACUGAUAGCAUUGCGGUUUGUGUUUGGCCAGUGUGCUCUUCAGGCGUUGGACCUGGUGGACCAGCGCUCUGUCACAUGUGUGUCAUCACCCAGCGGUCGAAAAGCAUUUCAGGUCUUAGGUGGAUCGGGGCGUCUGUACACAUGCUUCACGUCCUGUCACUACUGCCCAUGUCCUGCCUUCUCUUUCUCUGUGCUUCGGAGAAACGAGAGUCUGAUGCGCCAGCUCUCCUCUACACUCAGGGCACAUGAAUGGAGGAAAGAGUGGAUUAGUUGUGGCAUGACAACAACCCGCUGGCAUCCUCAUCCCCAUCUCCCUCUCUCUUUCUUUCACCCCUUCAUUCUAUUCCACACACAAAUCCCUCCUUUAACCCUUCUUCAGCUGUCAGAGCUCUGCCAACAGGAUCCAGUUUAGGUAAAAACAGUUCUCAACACAUGUGAGCAGGUGCAUGAAAACAAUAGUUUACCAUAAAAAUAAGAAACAUUGCAGAGUGGUGGAACGUAAGGGAAAGGCAAGGCUCAUCACAUUUUAUGACGGUAUAAAUGUAUAAACAUAUAUAUUUCUUAGCAAUUGACUAAAAUGUGUUUGUUAUGAAAUGUUUAAAAUUUACAUAAUUACUAAAACUAAAAACUAGAACUAAAAAAAAGUUAAUUUAGAUCAUUGCUUUUUUUCUUCUUUUGUGUCACAGAAAGUCAGUCCAAUUCCUUUGGAAUGGCGUAACCAUUUGAUUAGUAGUUAAGAACAUUGUCCCGGACCCACAGUGUGAAAAGAAAAAUCAUUAAUGGAUUUUUUCCCACCAUUUAAAAAAAAAAAAAAUCAAUACGUUGACCUGUAAUGCAUCACUAGUUCAUCAAUCCACUUUGCUCUCACUUGAUUAUGACAAAUCAAAAAGGGUCACUGAAUGCUUAAUAACACCAAUAAAUAACUUACUAAGACUUAAUGAAGAUAUACAAAUUCCGUCAGCAUUUACAAACCAUGUCAUUCUAAUGGCUUUCUUUUUUUAUGCAGAAAAAACUAAAAGGUAGAAAAUUUGGUACCUUAACGGUUUUGUUGAAAAUGUAUGGAAUCCUUAAAUGUGUAUGUGU
Puntigrus tetrazona (Sumatra barb) is the source of this 1278-nucleotide messenger RNA. It is a transcript of the gene zswim7, whose product is annotated as zinc finger, SWIM-type containing 7. The record is from RefSeq and is a predicted model, not a curated record. The coding region runs from base 107 to 607 and encodes 166 amino acids. Gene Ontology annotation, cellular component: Shu complex. Gene Ontology annotation, biological process: double-strand break repair via homologous recombination. The transcript is spliced from 6 exons. NCBI's taxonomy places the organism in Eukaryota, Metazoa, Chordata, Actinopteri, Cypriniformes, Cyprinidae. Gene Ontology annotation, molecular function: zinc ion binding.